Trichoderma asperellum CBS 433.97 is the source of this 1253-nucleotide messenger RNA. The record is from RefSeq and is a predicted model, not a curated record. NCBI's taxonomy places the organism in Eukaryota, Fungi, Ascomycota, Sordariomycetes, Hypocreales, Hypocreaceae.
GACGUACGACGGCUGCGUAUCACCAGAAGAUCAUGUGGUCGGUGCGGAUUCAUCGCGCAUCUCUAUCUGGUCGCUUGCGUAGGGGCAGAUGGAUGUACUCGUACAAGCUUCUCGCGGGGUGUGUCGGAUGGCCUGAUAGCUCUCAAGACGUCUCGCCAGCGAUGCAGCAGCCCCGGGAAUGGUGGCAAGACAAGGCGACCGAGAUAGGAUCACCGGGAGAAAAUCUCCUACCUGCGCGCAAAAUCAGUGGACCAGCCGCAUAGAGAUCUUGCCCAUCCGUCCAUCCAGCCAUCCACACUCUUGCUCAGGUAUCACCAGCAUAUAUUGGCGGCGCGGCCGUACUGCGGACGCUGCGCAGUCUCUGCAUCCGGAUUGGCCGCUGCAAUUCCUGCCGACGCUCUCGGUCCAAGGAUGCUACCAUUCUCCAAGCACAUCUGGUGUCGCAGAAUUGUCUCGAACGUCCAUCGCUGCUCCCAACCGGCAUUACCGCAGGCAGCAAAAUGUGUUUUUCUUUUUUAUUCUCCGUCUCCAGCUUCUUGCUGCCCUCCACAAGAGCUGCUCCGCCCCCUCGUCCGAUCCUCUCCGCAAUCCCCUAAAACUUGUAUCACAUCGUUGCCUGAAGAGACAAAAGAUCGCGCGCUCUUGUCAGAGAAGAUGGGCGCUCAGAGACCAACACCGUCGUGCGCUCCAGCAUCUCACUUCUCUAUCUGGCAUAAAAGGCCCCUUUGCCGGAGAUGAUCCCGAUCUUCGGUGGGGUUUGGAGCUGUUAGCAGUCCGAGCCGUCGUCGCUGCGACUCCACACGGCGCUGCAAGCUUAGCAUCAUAGCGGAGACAGAGGCUUGGGGGACCCUGAAUGACCUCGAGAAGCUGCGCGAAAUGAGGCUUCGUGGAAAACUUGCACCUGUAAAGUUCGUAUCACGUAGCUUGUAGGUUUUGAUGAAACGACGACGCGAACAAUGGUGGAAGGAGGAAAGCCCAUUAUUCUUAAGCAGAAAAGAAUAGGAAGAAAGAGCGCUCUUGUCCAUCGGGCGGUGUGUCGGGCAGAGGUCAGGUGCGGCUGAUCGCGUGGCACGUUCAUUCCUGCUACUUCUUCUCCCUGCAUUUACUGGCGCAGAAAAGCAUCGUGAAAGGUUAGCAGUGGUGUUUGACAGCAGCACGCUAAAGUAAUAUCCCCGUAGCUGCAUAUAUCGUGUGCGUUGUGUGCAUUGUCUGCAUCGUGAUUAUAUUCAGUAGCCAACAAUGGAAUUAUUCGC